Messenger RNA from Helianthus annuus (common sunflower), 1206 nucleotides. RefSeq names its product leucine-rich repeat extensin-like protein 5. NCBI's taxonomy places the organism in Eukaryota, Viridiplantae, Streptophyta, Magnoliopsida, Asterales, Asteraceae. Bases 1 to 1206 code for a protein of 401 amino acids. The record is from RefSeq and is a predicted model, not a curated record. The transcript has a single exon.
AUGCCACCCAGAUUCCUUCGAGGUAGAGGCAAAGGACCCGUGACAGGUCAUGAUCACGAAGCCGGGCCUUCGCACCGGCGAACCCCAUCCAUUACUAUGAGCACCAGCCCGCAAGAGCCCUGGAGACUCUAUGUCGAACCAGGAAGGCGAUCAGUAUCCCUUAGCUCCUCUCCUUCGUACCAACAUUCAUUUGGGCCCAAUUCUGAAAACGAGCCCAAUAACCAGCCUCCAGCUUUCAUACCUCUCCAAAGAUCCAAUUCUCACCAUUCUUUUGGCAGCCCAACACCCGUCUUCCAAAGCCGGUUUAACCCGGCUAACCUUUUGCCUGAACCCAUGGGUUUUAACCCACUCGGACCGGGAGACCACUUUCCAGAGGAGAACGACAUGGAUGAGGAUACUGACCCCGUGGAGCCAGCAUCAGGAACGCCGAACCAUCCUAUCGAGAUAUCAGAUGGGUCAUCAUUCCAUGGAUCGCCAUAUCGUGGUCCAGACAGCUACGAGGAAAGGUUCCGAAACAUUGACUGGUACUUCACACCAUCUGAACACUCGCAUCAUGAGCAGCAACAGGAUCCUUCAGUGGGUCAUCAAUUUGUGGCAGUCACGCCACCGCCGCCACCGCCAGUAGAGCCGCAGCAGCCGCCUCCGGAGCCACCAAGGCGAAGAAGGUCUAAUGCACGGAUGUCCGUGCGAGGUGGAGUUCGGAUUGCUACUCCCCAGCCAUCUAGUGGCAGCCAUUAUCCCCCACUUCAGGAGGAAGAAGACCCCUAUGAUGGUGGUCCGUCAAGCCCCAUACCAGAUGUCAACUCAGUACCUGUGGUACCACCUCUGGGUUUCGAUAACCCGAUUCCUGCAUAUGCUGGGUCAGCGGCGUACAACCCAUUUGAGCAGCCGGCACACACCCACUACAACUACAACUACGGUUAUGCAGAGGUAGAUCCAUACCUAGUAGCUCGGGAUUACAAUGCCCUUCAUCCUGAAGGACCAUAUGGAGGGCCAUGGACUACUGGUUACCCGACUUAUGGGUACCAGCAUCAGCCACCUCCUCCGCCGGUGUAUCAGCCGCCUCAGCCACCGAUUCAACAGGAAGUCCUUGAGAGGCUGAGCCAAGUUGAACAAGAAGUUCGUGAAGACCGCAAAGAGCGGCAAGGAUUUUUCAAGGGGCUGUCAGAUUUGCUUAAGGGGAAGUCGAAGAGGAGGGGUCAUUGA